AUGUUUACCCAAAGUGAAGAGCAAUGGAAGGAAACGGAUGAUUUGCGUAGUAACGAAUAUCGGCGACGUAUCACCCAUGAAGACAUCUGCAAUUGCUAUCGUUCACAACGAUUUCGGUCGCGAUCAUCGUCGGAAAACUGGCGAAGAUCAACUGAUUAUUGCGGUGGCUUUAACGAUUAUGUGACAUUAUAUCCUUCACAUCUUUGGUUUCGAAAUGACCUGAGGGGACGCAAUAGACAACGAUGUCGUCAUAGUUUGAACGGAUUUUGCAAUUGUCGCUGUUGCUGUGCACGUAAUGAGCAACGCCAUCGUGAAAGUCACAGUGAAACAGUGCAUAAUUGUCGUAAACAUUGGGCUGCUUGGAAUUCAACAAAUCAUACUGAUCAAUUUAUGGAAAAUCCGAGGACAAUUCGUAUCAUACCAAUGACAUUCGUUUCCACAUCAACUACAAAAGAUCCGCCUAAUUUUCAAACAAGUAUCGUUACUGAUGCCAAAAAUGCUGCAACCGAUACCGAUGAUUCAUUAAAAGCAACAAAUGCUCCUUAUUAUGGACCAUUUCUGGCUCGUAAAUUAAAAAUUACUCCGGCAACAAUAUCUAUUCCGUCUAAAAGAUGCCGAUCGGUUCAUGAAUGCUACUUAUCGGAACGAAAAUGCAUGCGCGAAAUUCAAAACGAUAAACCUAAAAUUGUCAAACAUUUAACAUUCGUAAAUGAAACGAUGCAUGAAAAAUCAAACGAUUCAAAGAUCACAACUGAUGCUUACAGUGAUACCAUCCCGAAACAUACAUGUAGUGAAUUUGACGAAAAAAUUUACAAUCAACUGAAUCUUUCCAAUUUAUCAUCCUCAACGAUGAUUGAUAAAUUUGAGAAAAUAUUGCAAAGAAAUUCGAUCUCAGAGGAGAAUCAUGAAACUCAUCAUGAAACUGGACGUGAUACAUUAAUGGAAGGAUUAGCAUUGCUAAAACAUCGAAAGAAAGAGCAAGAUGAAAAAACAAUACCGCGUGAGAAUAAUCAAAUGGACAAAUAUUCAGUUAUUACAAAAAAGAAUCCAAUUAAGAAAAUUACAACUUAUUGGCAUAAAAAAACACUCAAAAAAUAUGAUCAAACCGAAAAAUACUCACAAAAAUUAGAUCAAUCACAGAUUGAUCAUAAAUUAUACAAUCAAUAUAUGCAACGAAAUGAUUUGAUAAAAUCCGAAAUAACACCAACAAAUAUUGAAAGUAUUUCAUUCAGUGAUAUUGAUGAUGGUGUUGAUAGUGAUAGUGAAUCGAAAUUUAUUACGAAAAUACGUCAAGUACGAGAAAAUUUACGCAAAAUAUCCAAAGAUUCAGAAUUGAUUAUUAGCAACCGAAAUGCAACAAAGAGUGAAAUAACUUUAACUGAUACAGAGCAUAAAAUUGAUUCAAAGUCAUCGCCAUCAUAUUCCCAAGAAAUUUUAACUACUCAUUCAACAGAACCGCCCACUGACAGUUAUAAUCGAAUGGAUACAAAAUUUGAAACCUUUCCAAAACUUUCACGAACUUUUCAUAUUACUGGAAAAACAGAAAGCAAACCACAAAAUAUGAUUUUAUCAACGGCUUCAACCACCGCAUUAAUUGCACCUAUCCAUGAAGAAUCUCCAAAACAGCAAUCACCAAUCUAUAACGGACGCAAACAUGAAGCUAUUACUGCCGAAGUAUUCAUUCGAAGUCCAAGGAAUGUGAAACCAACAAUAAUCAACAUUUCCGCUAGUGAUAAGGAAGCAAAGAAGCCAUGUUGGAUGAUACUAAAAGCUUAUGAAUCACCUCCCAGUACAAUCGAUAAAGAAAUUUCAAGGGAAAAAUUUGAUGAAACAAUGAUGAGAAUCGAAUCCGCUGUUCCCAUUUGUAAAAAAAUCAAGAAAAGCGAAAAAAUGAAAGCCACAGAUUUUUAUGAAACACCAUCAACUGUCACUAUUCCGCAAGUAAGACAGGAAGCAUCUGAACGAAAUCAAACAAACAUGUCAGUUUCUUCAGAUUCUGAAUUACAAUCGAAAAUGAAUCAUGCAGUUGAAGCUCAAACAGAUACUUCAACUAAGUCAAAAAUUAUCACUAAAAAAAAAAUCUCAAGUAUCGAUGAUGCCUUACGGAAUGAUUUUCAAACUUUAGUAACAAUGAAAACGGAUGAAAUUUGUGAAAUUCAUCAUACUAUUGCUUUUGAACGUUUGUUAACAAUUGAUGGUGAAUCAGUGAAAAUCUGCCGACGUGAAUUAGCAAAUCACGAAACUGCAAUUUUGGCAGUAAGGCAUAACUGUUCGCCUGGGAUACCAAAGACGAAUUGGCAUGCAACAUAUAAGAUUUUAACGACAGAUACGGCAUUAUUUGAAAUUGUAACACCAUCUGAUAUUCCAAUCGGUCUUUGGCAAAUGAUUAUGCAACAUGGUGAAACAUCAAAUUUAUGCACCAUGUAUUUAUGCAUCCUGUUCAAUCCAUGGCAUAAAAAUGAUGAAACUUAUUAUCCAAAUGAGAUAGAACUUGAUGAAUAUGUGCUGAAUGAGUUAGCUAUGAUGCGGAAAUGGCAUCAAAAGGAUGCUUGGCUUCUCGGGCAAUUUAGCGCUGUUUGCAUUAAUACGGUGUUGGAUCUACUGAAAUUGUGUCUGGAAAAUAAUUUAUUAAAAAUGAAUGAACUUGGAUCAGCUUUUGCAAUUGUUAAAGCAAUUGCUACAGCUAUUAGUAAAUUUAUACUGGAGGUUAAAUGGAAUGAUUUUCAAAAAAGCAAUAAUGAGAAUGAAAUCUUACCAAGUGCUUGGACAGGUAGUAAAGAAAUUAUAGCAACAUAUCAAAGAAUGGGUGUCCGAAUUGGUUAUGGACAGUCGUGGUGUUAUGCCGGUCUUCUUAUGUCAAUCUGUCGAUGUAUUGGAAUUCCAUGCCGCCUAGUAACUAUCUAUAAUUUUGCUCCACGAGUUGAUAAUGAUGCACUGAUAAAAUUAGAUAUUAUUGAUGGUAUGCUUGCAGAAAAAAGUAAAGAUACUAUAUGGCAUUAUCACAUUUGGAAUGAAUUAUGGCUUCAAUCAAAGAUGCUAAGAAAUGGUAGUGAAUGGCACAUUUGUGACGCUACUCCAACAGUAAACGGACAAGAGGAAUUAUUAGGUCAAGGAAAAACAUUAUUUCCGGUACGACGAAUUAAAAACUAUGAUGAUGAGAAGGUAAUACGACAAAAUGAGAACGAAUAUUUUGGAAAGCAGCUUUACGGAAUGUUGAAUGCUACCAUUAUUUGCAAUUAUUAUUAUCGUGAUCCGGUAACACAUAAAC
Messenger RNA from Acanthocheilonema viteae, 3268 nucleotides. NCBI's taxonomy places the organism in Eukaryota, Metazoa, Nematoda, Chromadorea, Rhabditida, Onchocercidae. The record is from the annotation of a GenBank genome assembly.